AUGUGGAGACUCUCACAAAGAAAACGGCUUCUGUUCACAGUUCAAAAUGGUCUCAGGAGACGAAGAGAAAACCCAUUAUAUUCCUUCAAAUCUAAGGCCUUCUCUAGCUCACAACCCCAAUCCGCCGAAGAAGAAGAGUCCCCAAACUCUAUUAGGGACAUAUCAAAGUUUAUCAAAGAAGAACCACCCCAGUACAUUGCGCGAGAAAUAUCGAAAUUUCUCAGAGAACCCAAUUGGCAAUCAGUCAUGGAAUCAUCAGAGGUACCGAAGAAGCUGAACCCACGUGUGGUUUUUACUGUUCUUCAGCAAUACACCAACAGCUACAACUGUGUGGGUGACCUCAAACGUCUUGUUGAUUUCUUCUAUUGGUCCAAAUCAAAAGUGGGUCUUUCUCCAACUCUUGAUUCUUUCUCUAUUCUUGCUAUAAAUCUUUGCAAUUCGGACUUGUUUGGUCCUGCAAAUGGGGUUUUGGCACAGAUGAUAAGAACCCGUUCACCAGUUUCGGCGAUUUUAAAUAAUAUUUUGUAUUGGUUUUCAACUAGUGGGCGUUCUAAUGCUAUAGUAUUUGAUAUAUUAAUUGACACUUACAAGAAGUUGGGUAGGAUAAUGGAAGCUACUGAUGUGUUUUUAGGAGCAAAAGCUAGUGGUAUUUUGGCUAGUUUGAGGUGUUGUAAUUCGUUGUUGAACGAUUUAUUGAAGGGUAAUAUGAUGGGGUUUUUUUGGAAGGUAUACAAUGCAAUGUUAGAUGCAAAGAUGAGUUUUGAUGUUUAUACUUACACGAAUUUGGUUGUCGCAUUCUGUAAAGUUGGGGAUAUAAAAGAGGCCAAAAUGGUUCUUUUUGAAAUGAAUGAGAAAGGAUGCAAUCCCAAUAUGUUUAGCUACAAUGUGGUAAUUGAAGGAAUGCUUAGGUUUGGAGCUAUCACUGAGGCGCUUGAGCUGAAGAAGUUUAUGAGUGAGAAGGGAUUGGUUCCUGAUAUAUAUACCUACACAAUAUUCAUUAAUUGGUUUUGCAAGGAGAAUAGAUUAGAAGAGGUGGCAUUGAUGUUGGAAGAGAUGUCAAAGAUAGGUUUGAAGCCUCACUAUGCAAUGUACGCUACUGUAAUUGAUGGGUUCAUGAGGAAAGAUGACAUUGAUGAGGUUUUGAGAGUGAGGGAUGAGAUGGUUGCAUGUGGUAUUCAGCUAAAUCCUGUGACAUAUAAUAUACUUCUUCAUGGUCUUUGUAAGGCUGGAAAGAUGGAGAAAGCAAAUGAAAUUUUGAAUGAGAUGAUUGAAAUGGGCUGCAAACCUAAUUCCCAAACUUAUUGUGUGUUGAUUGAGGGUUUUUGCAGGGAGCAUAAUAUAGGCCGGGUGUUGGAGCUACUUAGUGAGAUGGAAAAGAGAAAAUUGGUGCCCACUUUUGUUACUUAUGGUAUAGUGAUUAAUGAGCUGUGCCAGUCCAAGGAUCUUCGCCAGGCACAAGGCUUUCUAGGGAAAAUAAUGGCAAGUGGCUUAAAGCCAAAUGCCAUAAUGUACAGGAAUCUUAUUGCAGGCUAUGCCUGUGAAGGUGGGAUUGAAGAUGCAAAAAGGGUUCUGCAGGAAAUGAGUGAAAAAGGAGUUGUGCCUGACAUAUUUUGCUACAGUCCUAUCAUUAACUAUCUCUGCAAAACCAGAAAGAUGGAAGAAGCACGGUCAUACUUACAGGAAAUGGCGGUCAGCGGGGUAACCCCGGAUGCUGUUACCUAUGGGGCUUUUGUCUGUGGAUACAGUAAGGAAGGAAAAAUGUUAGAAGCUGAUAAACUUUUUCAUGAGAUGCUUAAUCAUGGCUUAAUGCCAAACAAUGUCAUUUACACUGUCCUUAUCGAUGGGCAUUUCAAAACUGGAAAUCUAGUGGAAGCUUUUUCAACAUUUAGAACCAUACUUGGCUUACGGGUGCUUCCAGAUGUGCAAACUUACAGUGUUUUCAUCCACGGUCUCUCAAAGAAUGGGAAGGUUCAGGAGGCUGUUGAGAUCUUCACAGAGCUGAAAGAGAAGGGUUUGCCACCUGAUGUGUUCACUUACAGCUCUCUUGUUUCAGGGUUUUGCAAGCAAGGCGAAGUAGAGAAAGCAUUCCAACUUCAUGGUGAGAUGUGCUCUAAGGGUAUUCAUCCCAAUAUUUUUAUUUACAAUGCUUUGAUUGAUGGACUAUGCAAGUCCGGUGAUGUUUUGAGGGCCAGAAAAUUGUUUGAUGGUAUUCCUAAGAAGGGUUUAGCAUUUGACAAUGUGACCUAUGCCACAAUGAUAGACGGGUACUCCAAAUUGGGGAAUAUGAUGGAGGCUUUUUGUUUAUUUAAUGAGAUGCAGUCGAAGGAUAUUCCACCUCAUAGUUUUGUCUACAACACUCUUGUACAUGGAUUUUGCAAAGAAGGUGAUUUGGACAAGGCCGUAAACUUGUUUAAUGAAAUGGUGCAGAAAGGCUUUGCUACCACUCUCUCUUUUAACACUUUAAUUGAUGGAUUCUGCAAGUCAUGGAAACUGCAAGAAGCCAACAACUUGUUGCAAGAAAUGACUAGUAUGGGGAUCAUGCCUGAUCAUGUGACUUUCACAAUUUUAAUCGACUGGCACUGCAAGGCAGGGAAGAUGGAUGCGGCAAACCGUCUCUUUCUGGAGAUGCAGGAAAAAAAUUUAAAGCCAGACACUUUAACUUACACGUCAAUCAUGCAUGGUUACAACAUUUUGGGGAAAACAUCAGAAGUAUUCGCUUUGUUCGAGAAGAUGGUGGCAAAUGGUAUUGAGGCAGAUGAAGUCACUUAUAAUGUACUGAUUGAUACUCACUGUAAGGAAGGAAACUUGGUUGAGGCUUCCAAUUUGCGGGAGAAGAUGUUAGGGGAAGGUGUGCCAGUGAAAGCAACUGUUUAUUCUUCAUUCUCACCAUGA
Messenger RNA from Ilex paraguariensis (yerba mate), 2892 nucleotides. The record is from the annotation of a GenBank genome assembly. NCBI's taxonomy places the organism in Eukaryota, Viridiplantae, Streptophyta, Magnoliopsida, Aquifoliales, Aquifoliaceae.